This is a messenger RNA of Sporothrix schenckii 1099-18, 2763 nucleotides long. RefSeq names its product 3-ketosteroid dehydrogenase. The transcript has 2 exons. The coding region runs from base 1 to 2763 and encodes 920 amino acids. The record is from RefSeq and is a predicted model, not a curated record. NCBI's taxonomy places the organism in Eukaryota, Fungi, Ascomycota, Sordariomycetes, Ophiostomatales, Ophiostomataceae.
AUGGCCCCCUCUGCGCUCCGCAGGACAGCCGGCCGCGUCGCCGUGGGCAUCGUCGGUCUUGCUGUCGGUGCCAGCGUCGUGUCACGUGUCAAGCGCGCCGGCGCCCGCCUCAAGGAGGAUCCCGCGACGAAUGCCGCGCAUGCCGUCAUCGGCCCUGACGGCGUUGUCAAGACAGAUGUGCUGAUCGUUGGCACCGGAGGCCCGGCCCUCACGGCCGCCCUGCGCGCCAAGUCCCUCGGCCUCGACACCCUCGUCGUCGAGAAGAAUGCCAAGGUCGGCGGCACCUCCUGCUUCUCCGGCUCCGGCCUCUGGAUUCCCAACACCCACGUACACAACGACGCAGGCGACUCCAUCGAAAAGGCCUUGACCUACAUGGGUGCCAUCAUCGGCGACGCCGGUCCGGCCUCUUCCGGCCCCCGCCGCGAGGCCUUCCUACACCAAGGACCGGCCAUGGUCAAGUGGCUCGAGAACGCUGGCUACCAGUGGCGCCGCACCCCCCUCUACCCCGACUACUUCCAGGACAAGCCCGGGUCGCAAGUCGGUGGCCGCAGCAUCGAGGCCCUCAUGUACGAUGCUGCCCUGCUCGGCCCCUGGCGCGACAAGCUCAACAUCAACCCCGUCCGCCCCCCGCUGCCGCUCUACACCAACGAGCUGUCCAAGAUUGUGCGCGCCCGCUGCUCUUGGGACGGCUUCUUGACCGCCGUCAAGAUCUGGGGCCUGCGCCUGUACCCGAACCAGUUUCUCGGCGCCGAGCCCGUGUGCCUGGGCGUCAGCAUGAUCAGCCGCCUCCUCUACAUGAACGUCAAGCAGGGCACGCCCAUCUGGACGUCCAGCCCCAUGACCGAGCUGGUGGUCGACAAGGCGAGUGGCCGCGUGACGGGUGCCAAGGUCGAGCACGACGGCCGCACUGUGACGGUCGAGGCAUCCCAAGGCGUAAUCCUGGCCGCCGGCGGCUUUGCCCGCAACGCCGAGAUGCGCAAGACCUACCAAGCGCCGCCCAUCACGGCCGACUGGACGUCCGCCUGCCAGACCGACCAAGGUGACGCCAUCACGGCCGCCCAAAAGAUUGGUGCCGCCACGGCGCUCAUGGACUCGGCCUGGUGGGGCGCCGCCAUGUACGAACCCGUGUCCAAGCUGGGCAUCUGGUGUCUGUACGACCGCGGCCUGCCGCACUCCAUGAUUGUCGACAAGCAGGGCAAGCGUUUCCUCAACGAGUCGCAAAACUACAAUGCUCUCGGCACGGCCAUCUGGAAGCGCCACAAGGAGGGUCCUACAGCCAUCCCGGCGUACCUGAUCAUGGACACCAACCACCGCAACCGCUACCUGCUCGCCGGCCGCUUCAUGCCCGGCAGCGCCAUCCCGCAAAAGGACCUGGACUCGGGCUUUGUCACCAAGGCCGACACCCUGCCCGACCUGGCGGCCAAGCUGGGCAUUGACGCCGACGGCCUGCAGGCCACCCAGACACGCUUCAACGGCUUUGUCGACAAGGGCGUCGACGACGACUUUGCGCGCGGCACCAGCGUCUACGACUUCUACCUGGGCGACCCGGCCUACGGCAACAAGAACCGCAACCUGGGCAAGAUCGAAAAGGGUCCCUUUUACGCUGUGCGUAUCUGGCCCGGCGACCUGGGCACCAAGGGCGGUGUGCUGACGGAUGAGUUGGGCCGUGCCCUCAAGGAGAUAAAAGACGGCCAGUAUGCCGUGAUCCCCGGUCUGUACGCGGCCGGCAACUCGUCCGCCAGCGUCAUGGGCCGCACGUACGCUGGCGCCGGGGCGACACUGGGCCCCGGCCUGACGUUUGCGUGGAUUGCCGCGACCGACUGCGCGCGGUCUGCAGGUGUUCCGGAGAGCAAGCUGACGGUCGGUCUUCUGCAGGCCAUUUUCCUAGACCGCAUUCUUCUCCAGAUACUCCAGCCACUGCUCGGCAGUCCACGACGACGAAAUGUCGUUGUUGACCAGCCCGUCAAAGAGCACCGUCGGGCUGACGUGCACGCCCACGAGACGGCCGGCCCUGAUCACCAGCUUGAGGUCGUUGGUGACGGCGUUGCCCGUGUUGACCGAGCCGUCCGCCGCCGGCUCUGUGGCGACGGCCAGGUCCUUGUAGAUGGUGCCCGCGUCGAGAGCGCCGCCCGACGACGCCGCCGCCAGCGCGGCCAGCCGCUUGUACGUGUCGUUGCGGCCCUCGGCGACCACGGCCACGUCCAUGUACGCCUUCUGGUCCUUGAACAGUGCCGCGCUAAAGUCCCAGAACAGCUGCGGCUUGCCCGCGGCCACCGCGGCGCGCUGCACGGCCAGGCCGGCCUCGUGCGUCAGCGUGCUGCUCGGGUGCCACGGCUGCACCUGCUGGCGGAAGAUGACCUGCACGCGGCUGCCGACACCGCUCGACCGCGAGCGCAGGACGGGCACGACACCCGUGUAAAAGGUGUUGAAGAGCUUGGCCGAAAAAGGGCAGACGUAGUCGAGGAAGAUUUCGACGGUGUGGACGGGCGCGACAGAGGCGGCGGCGGCGGAGAGGUCAGUAAAGACCAGGCGGUGGGCCGCAAACUUGGGAGCGAGAGCCAUUGUGGUCAAUGUGAUUGUGUGAGGGGUGGUGGGGUGGAGCAAUGUUGUGUAAGUGACGUCGACGCUGGAGUCAAAAUUGAGAGUGAAGAAUCUGGAGAGAGACGUGAAAGAGAGAUGAGAGAGAAGACAAGAAAGAGAAAAGGGGCUGAUUUGGCACCGGCACGUCGUAAACACAAAUGCACGGAAGGAACGGGAGUAUGA